Messenger RNA from Schistosoma guineensis, 1017 nucleotides. The record is from the annotation of a GenBank genome assembly. NCBI's taxonomy places the organism in Eukaryota, Metazoa, Platyhelminthes, Trematoda, Strigeidida, Schistosomatidae.
AUGCAAGUACAGGAUAGAGAAACUGGUUUAUCGAAAAAUGAGUACCUUCUUGCUGGUUCUGUCAGUGGUUUUGUUGCUAGGGCAGUUGUACAACCUUUGGACGUAAUUAAAAUACGUUUUCAGCUACAAAUGGAACCAAUCGAAGUUUCUAGAACGAGCAAGUAUCAAGGUCUUAUGCAAGCCGUCAGGUGCAUAAGCAAGGAAGAGGGUGCUAUUGCUUUUUGGAAAGGUCAUGUUCCUGCUCAAAUGCAGUCGGUUACGUUCACUAGUGUUCAGUUUCUUACUUUUGAAGUGAUUCUUUCGUGGCUGCGUGAAGUCAACAGUCUCCUUAUUUCAGAUAACAAAAUAUUUGGCUUACCUAUUACCUACAAACCUAUUGGUAACUUUCUGUGCGGAUGUGGAGCGGGCUCUUUAGCAGCAGUAGUUACUCAACCAUUAGACGUCCUGCGCACACGUUUCAUUGCUCAAGGUGAGCCGAAAACUUACGGGAGCAUGUCACAUGCAGCUGUUUCCAUCAUAACUCGUGAAGGUGCUCAAGGGUUUUUCCGUGGGCUUGUUCCAUCUCUUCUUCUUAUAGCACCACAAACAGGGAUUCAAUUUGCCAUUUAUCAUUCAUUAAACCAAAUGAUUAAUCAAGGAAAGUAUUAUUUGCAUCCCAAUCUCAUUGAUAAGUCACCACAAUUCCAUAGCGGUAACCGUUCAGUUGGUCCUGUUCAAAGUUUGAUCUCUGGUGGACUUGCAGGGAUUGGAUCCAAAUGUGUAAUAUAUCCACUUGAUAUGGUGAAAAAACGUAUGCAAGUUCGGGGUUUUGAAGAAGCGCGUGCUCAAUUCGGUCGAAUUCCUAUAAGAAAUGAUGGUCUUUGUAGAUGCUUACUUGAAAUAUGGCAAAUGGAAGGAGCUUCAGCAUUUUUUAAAGGAUUAAGACCCACUUUACUCAAGUCUUUUGUUUCUAUCUCGUGUCGAUUUACUGUGUAUGAACAAAUUUGCAGAUUUCUACUUUAUCAAAAGCACUCAUAA